This is a messenger RNA of Clupea harengus (Atlantic herring), 3428 nucleotides long. Its product is annotated as zinc finger E-box-binding homeobox 1-like. Gene Ontology annotation, molecular function: RNA polymerase II cis-regulatory region sequence-specific DNA binding; DNA-binding transcription factor activity, RNA polymerase II-specific. Gene Ontology annotation, biological process: regulation of transcription by RNA polymerase II; anatomical structure development. NCBI's taxonomy places the organism in Eukaryota, Metazoa, Chordata, Actinopteri, Clupeiformes, Clupeidae. The record is from RefSeq and is a predicted model, not a curated record. The annotation marks the transcript as partial. The transcript has 8 exons.
GUAACUUCAGUUCAGCAGAGACUGGUUCAGACUCAGAUGAUGAGGACCGGCUCCAUAUCGUGGAGGACGACGCCCUUCCCAGCAUGCCCUGCUCUCCUGGGGGCGUGGACUGUGGCGACACCAACGGCACCACAAACGGCCUGGUGGCAGCAGUGAAACAGGAGUGCUGCUCUGAAGAAGAGGAUGACAGAGAGGGGGAGGAGCUAAUCCAAAGAGGAGACACGCCCAGCAAUGAUGAGAACGGAACUCCAGACUCAUUCUCCCAGCUGCUGACCUGCCCGUACUGUUCCCGUGGUUACAAGCGUCACACCUCGCUGAAGGAGCACGUGAAACUCCGUCACGAGCGGAGCGACGACAACUACAGCUGCACCCUCUGCACCUACACCUUCAGCCAGCGAGCCCAGCUGGAGCGCCACAUGAGCGCACACAAACACGGCAGAGAGCAGCGUGUGGUGUCUAGCGGUGGCAGGAAGUUUAAGUGUCCAGAGUGCUCCAAGGCCUUCAAGUACAAACAUCACCUCAAGGAGCACCUACGCAUCCACAGUGGAGAGAAGCCCUAUGAGUGUUCUAACUGUAGGAAGCGCUUCUCCCACUCGGGGUCCUACAGCUCACACAUCAGCAGUAAGAAAUGUGUCCCGCCCCCUGACACGCCCACCAACGGCACCCCGCGGCCAAUAGGAGGUGCCAAAAACAACCAGACCACACCCCCCAAAUGCCAGGCACCGCCCCCAACCCGUCUGCUUCUCAGGGAGAAAAUAGAGGCGGGGUCUCCGCAGGAGCAGCCGCCAAUCAAGCGGCUCAAAACGGAACCCGCUGAGGUGGAUGGUAAACAUGUUGUCAUGGUGACAGGAAGCGUGGCCCAGUCUCAGGUCACUGCCCCUCCCCCUCCUCAACAGGGCGUGGUCCAGGCUCUGGUCCUGCCCACCAUGGGUCUGGUUCAGCCAAUCAGCAUCAACCUCAGCGACCUGCAGAAUGCAUUGAAGGCGGCCGUGGAGGGAGGGGGCGUGGUCAGGCAGGUGCUGGCGGGUGUGAAUGGCUUGAGCGCUAAGGUCAUAGGUCAGGGGGGGGCGGGGCCACGCACCCAGACGCUGUUGGUGCAGAGUUCCCAGCAGCCUCAGCUGCUCUCCGCCUUCUCACUGCCCCUGCUGGAGCACGACGGUACCACCAAGAUCAUCAUCAACUACAGCCUCGACCCCGCCCUCACCCCCGCCCUGGCGCCCGCCGCCCAGACCGCCAGGCAGACGGGCGCGGCGGGUCAGACGGGCCGGCGGGGCAGACGGUGCCAGUCAAGCUGAGCCCAACUCAAGGCAGUGGCAGCGCCCCCGGUCCUGCCCAGUCGGUCACCGCUCUGGUUCCGCUCGGCCAGUCCACCCCCGGCGGCGGGACCCAGCCCGCCCCGGUCCAGAUCAGGCCAGCUCAGUCUGGUCUGGUCCAGCUCAGCUUGGUUCAGAGCGGCCCGGGACCAAACCCGGUGCUCAGGCCCGCGGCGCUGGCCCAGUUGGCCUCGUCGGCGCCGUGCGGCCCGCCCCCCCAGCUGCUGCUGCAGGCCCAGACCGGGUCCAGUCCCCGUCCAGCGGGCCCGGUCCAGAUCACCCCUCAGACCGCCGCUGCCAAACCCAACGCCUCGGAGCCGCAGGGGAACGCCUCGGAACCGCAGAACCCUGUGCAGGUGGUGCAGGUCAAAGUGGAACCGGCCGACCCAGAGAGUGCUGCCGGAGAGGAGCGAACAGAAGAGGAGGAGGGAGGAGGAGGAAGAGGAGGAAGAGGAGGGGAGCUCAUCCCAGUGCCCCCUGUGUGACGACGGCUGCCCCGACCCUCUGCACGCGCUCCAGCGCUGUCUCCAGGACAACGACCCGGAGGUGGGCGGGUCGGCGGGGGUCGCCGGGGGGUCGGGGGUGAGUGGGGGGGGGCGCGCGCCGCUGCGGAGCCUCCUGUAUCUGCUCAGGGCCUACAGCGCGGCCGCCAGCCCCAGCGAGGAGCAGCUGCGUGCGGCCGCCAGCGAGGCACGGCUCCCCCUGGUGGUGGUGCGCCGCUGGUUCUCCAGGAUGAGGAACGGCGGGCAGGCCAGCGUGGACACACACACACACACACACACGCUCAACGGCAACACACACACACACACACUCAACGCCAACACACACAACACACAAACCACACCCGCCGACGCUACUCAGGCAGUUUCUCUAGCCAGCCCGAGUAAGGACCCCGCGCCGUGCUCUGAGCCCCAGGACUGCCCCCCCACCCUGAGCGCUAGCCCCGGCCUCAUGGUGGCCUCCUCCCCCCCGCCCUCCUCCCCGUCCCCCCUGGACCUGUCCGCCGCAGGGCUGCACAUCGUGAAGACGGAGCUGGACUCGGAGGGCGAGAGUCAGGCGGAGCCACUGGACCUCUCCCUGCCGCGCCCGUCGCCCCCGCAAGCUAACGCUAACGAUGCUAACGCUAAGACUAGCGCCGGCGUGCAGCAGGAGCCGCUCAACCUCUGCUGCGUCAAGAAGGAGGAGGAGCCUGCCACGGAGCUGUUGCCUGGCAACAAUGACAACAAUAAUAAGAAUAACAGUAUUACAACUGUCGCCAUGGCAACGAAUGUUGCUGCCCCGGUCACAACAACGACAACGACCAUAUACCUGAGUCCGCAAACGGUGGCGCCUCUCAACAUCGCCGUGGCAACACGGCUGGUAGCCAUUGCCGACACGGGGUCUGUCUCCUGCCUGCCGACAGGUGUUGUCACAGCAACAGCCAAUCAGAAACGCACCAUUCUCAUCCCUCAGCUGACGUACACGUACACGCCCAGCAACACACACAGCGCCGUCAUCCUGAACGGAUGCCAGGAAGAGAGAGCUGACUCAGUUUCUGGUGUGUCUGUGGGGGAGGAGCCAAACGACACAGACUCCACCUCCUCUUCCAAAAAGAGGCGUGUCCAGGCUGGGCAGUACGCGUGCGAUCUGUGUGACAAGAUCUUUCAGAAGAGCAGCUCACUGCUGCGGCACAAAUAUGAACACACAGGUAAACGCCCUCACGAGUGUGCCGUGUGCAGGAAGGCCUUCAAACACAAGCACCACCUGAUCGAACACUCGCGGCUGCACUCCGGGGAGAAGCCCUACCAGUGUGACAAGUGUGGCAAGCGCUUCUCCCACUCCGGCUCCUACUCCCAGCACAUGAACCACCGCUACUCCUACUGCCACCGGGACGCCACCGCCACCGGCACCGGCCCCGGCCCCGCCGCGCAGCCCCUCACACACACGGAGGAGGAGCGCGACAGCGAGGAGGACGAGGAGGAGGAGGAGGACGAGGAGGAGGAAGAGGAAGAGGAAGGAGAGGCCAUCAGCCUGGACGACAUCCGAGUGGUGCGGGUGGGCGAGGAGGAUGAGGAAGGGAGCGAGGGAUGGGGGGAGGAAGAAGGAGAGGUAGAGGGAGGAGGAAGAGAAGAGGAG